Molecule: messenger RNA, 1206 nt
Organism: Cucurbitaria berberidis CBS 394.84
Lineage: Eukaryota; Fungi; Ascomycota; Dothideomycetes; Pleosporales; Cucurbitariaceae
Product: arrestin domain conatining protein
Exons: 3
Coding region: 1-1206 (401 amino acids)
Biological process (GO): division septum assembly
Cellular component (GO): division septum
Source: RefSeq, a predicted model, not a curated record
AUGUCGGCCUUUGUGCGCGUCUCUGGACCGCCAAACAGUAACUUCCUGGUGGGCUAUCCAGGCAUCUCAGCAACACUGCCUCGACUAGAAGGCAGAGUCGAGAUACGGCCACUCGUGGGUGUGUCCGCCCCCGUAAAUGUCUCGCUCGUUACCAUCGCAUUGCAUCGGCGUGAAACCAUACAUCCCUCUGCCGACUCGGUCACGAAGAAGCACUUGGCAGCCCCGCGCAAGGAAAUCACCGACAUUGUCGGUAAGGAGAUGCUUUUAUACCGCUGUCAUGCUGGAAGAGAAUACGAGAGCAUACUAUCCAUGGACCUGCCCUUUGUCAUAUUCAUACCAUAUGGGCGAGGGGGCGAGGAGGUAGCGCGGAGAGUCCCGCCCGCAAGCUUACAGCUACCGAGUCGAACGGCUGAGACAUUCUACGAACUGGUUGUGACUUUGCAACAAGGACCACAAGAGCAGAAGAAAUACCCAUUUCCCGUGCCCAUACAACGAUACGAUACCCUCUCCACCUUUGGCAUGUACAACCGACCGGAGAGCGCGGAACGAGUGACGGAUCAUUUGGUCACCUUGGGUAUCAGUCUGCCACGGUGGAGUUAUGGUCCGCUGGAUCCCGUUUCCGUGUACAUCAAACUGAGCCCGAACCCGGAUUGGCUGAGCAAGGCAAAGAAGGUCACAAUACAGAAGAUUACGGUUGGCAUAGAUGAGGAGAUCAUCUUCAAUCACGAGGGCGACGAACCAACACGGAAGGUCAAAACAUUGGCCAGAACGACGCAGGCCGUUGGAGUCAAGAUGCCAGAAGCUGGCUAUUUCACAAACCUAGGACUGGUGUUUCCAGCAAAGGAUGUACGAGAUUCGGACGGCGUAAUACCAAGAGGGAAGAAAGAGUUCCCAAUGUACGCUGUCAAUGGCUUUACCACGACGGGCACGCUGUACAAAAUUGAGUAUUAUCUCACAGUCAAGGCACAGAUGUCGUCAGCGCGAGACAUUCUCCUCCGACAACCCAUUGUGGUAUGUCCAUUUGACCACGCCGGUUGUAAAGAAGAGAUGGAAGCCAUUGAGCAAGCCGCCAAGGACGCCGCACACGUUUCGCCUGAUAACCCAAUGCUACCAGCCAGCACUAUCGUCCGCGCGAACGACCCAGACGGCCUGAGGUCGCUGGGCAUUGCGAUUGUUGGAGGCGUGAGGAAACCCUUGAUCGAGUGA